Peromyscus maniculatus bairdii (prairie deer mouse) is the source of this 2393-nucleotide messenger RNA. The record is from RefSeq and is a predicted model, not a curated record. Lineage: Eukaryota; Metazoa; Chordata; Mammalia; Rodentia; Cricetidae.
AUGAACAGGAGCUCGCUCCGACAGAGGCCCAGGGACAGACGUGUGGGCAGUGAGGGUCCGGGGUUCCGGCUUCUGAGGCCUGGUGACCGGGUGAGUCCAGAGCUGCGCGUGACCCGCCCGGAGAGGCUCUGCUCAGGGACCCGGGCCGUGGGCCGCCCGGUCACCGCCGCCAGGACCCGCCGUCCCCGCGGUGACCCCGCCACUCUGUACAUUAAAGGCGACUCUGGACGUGGGGACCGCGUCUCACUGUGCGGCUCGGACCCGCCCGGACCUCACCUGGGCCGCGGCUGCUCCGGUCACCAGAUCGGUGCACUUGUGGUUUUCCUGCGUCAGUGCUCAGAGGCGGGAAGGGGCCUCAGGGCCUGGAACCGGGGGCUGCGAGCCGGGGGUGGGGGUGGGGGGGUGCGAGCCCGCGUGGGUGACAGAGCCCGGCCCCAGCACUGGGGAGCAGGGGGGUCUCCUGGGCCCGGGGUCCCGCAGCCGCCCCAGGGCCGCGGUCUGCAGCCCAGGAGGGUCCGUCGCGGGGUCGGGACCCGCUGCCAGCUGAGCCCUGCGCUGUCCGGGCAGAGCACGGGGCAGUUCCAGGGCGACACCCGAGCCGGCGCUGCGACCCGAUCCCCACACAGGGGUUUUCGGGGGAGGCGAGAGGGGCGGGCGGGGACCACAGCCGCCUUCCCACCGCCGGGCCUCACCCCGCGGGCGCAGGAUCGGGGCCCCGGAUCCGCCUGGCCAGGGCGCGGUGUGAGCCCCCGGCCCCUUCCCUGCGCGCCCCGGGUGACAGGCACGCAGGGCGCAGACACCUGCUCCGCGCUGGCAGCCGGCCCGGCCGGGCGGCCGUUCAGGAAUCUGCGCCCGGCUCGGCCGCCCUCGCCGCUGCCCUCGCCCUCCCCGGGCACAGUCUGUCCAGCAGGAAGCCGGGGUGCCGGGGAGGGGGCUGCCGGGCUCUGGUUACAGGACACCCUGUCCCCGCCUCCGCCCGCCCGCUGUUCCCGAGCGCGCAGAGCCCCGACCCCGGACCUUCGCUCCCGCGCAGCUCUGACGCCUCCAGACCCCCGCUUGUUUUUAUUUUUGUUCGCCUUUGAGACGGUCUCGUGUAGCCCAGGCUGGCCUCGAACUCUGAUCGCCCUGCCUCCACCUGUCAGCGCGGGCUGCACGGUGUGUGCCCCCCGGGUGCCAGGCCGGCACUCUGCCCACCGCGCCCCGGCCCUGACCCCUCCGCCCCGGUUGUGAUGUUCGGAAAGUCCCCAACAGCUGCGGAGGAAGCGGUGCCCGGCCGGGGCGCGGUGCCAGCCACGGGGGCGGGGAAGACAGCGGGGAAGGGCCCAAGAGAGCAAUCCCCCUGCCGGGGUCUGCCCCGCCAGCCCCGCCCACCUCCGGGCUCCGCGUGACCACGGUCUCGCGAGGCCACGGGAUUGGCUCCCCGGACCGACGACGGUGCCAAUUAGACCUGGGGCGCAGCAGAGGCAACCCUGGGCCGAAACCCAUUUGCCCCAGGGACUAAGUCGGUGGCGCGGGGUGCCAGGGACACCGGGAUGGGGGCGGGAGGGACAGGGUCCCGGCCACACAGAGCGGAGCUGUGUCGGCGUUGGAGUUUGGACGGAUGAAGAGGAGUUUGCCGGGGAAGGGCGUUCCAGCCACAGGGGACAGCCUGUGUGGUCCCCGGCAGACGGCAGCGUCACCUGGGGGGCAAGAAGGGGCCGUGAAAUGGCUGGCAGCCAAGCCUGAGGACCUGAGUUCGAUCCCUGGACCCCCAUGGCAGAAGGAGGGACCUGAAUCCCACAAGCUGCCCUCUAACCUGCACAUGAGCAGCAAGGCAUGCAGUCCCUGCCCCCUAGACAAAAUAAAUAAAUAUAAUAAAUAAUAAAAUGAUUUUAGAAACAUAUUCAGAAGCAGGAUAUACACUCACACACAACUCAGUCAAGGCCUGCCAGAGGGACACACCUGGGUACGGCCCCUUCCAGAGGCGACAGGGCCCCAGGCAGGCCCUGGGGUUGUAGAGGCUAGGAUGCCUUGGGAGGCUGUGUUCCAGCCUCAGUGGUGAUCAGGGGCGGAGACCUGGCCUCCAUCCACUGAGCCAAAAAUGAAUAAAUAAAGAAGAAAAACCUCCUGGUUUGGAAACUCAAGCUGGAGGUCGCAGUGCGGCUCUCCUUCCCCAUGGCAACCCGUGCCUGCGGGCGGUGCACAGAGCCCCAGCGAGCGGACUCGCCCUGUAACAGACUGAGGGUGCAAACCCAGGCAUGCCUCAGUUUCCUUCCCCCUGGGUGAGGCAAUGAGCUCUCUGACCUGGGUUGGGGUGGGUGACAAAGUUGGGGGGUAACACACUUGCUCUCUCUUUUGUUUGUUUAGGGUUUUGUUACUUUUUGUUUGUUUGUUUUGAGACAGCGUCUCAUGUA